ACAUUUUUCUCCACUGCACAAAUGUUACACAAUCGUGUACCUUCGUGCGUAAAAUGGUUCGCUCCACCUGCAGCCCUCAGUCUAUAAACUCCUGCAAAGCUCUUUAAGCCCCUUAGUUUUAUCUCUGACUUCAGCAAAGAUGAGUCACGGAGACCGUUACACCUCGUCGUCCUACCGGAAGAUUUUCGGGGAUUCUCCCAAGUUCCCCGUGUCCUCCUCUCGCAUGGGCAGCGCCUCUCACCGGGGCUCCCCGGGGCUCAGGUCCAUGGCGGGCUCCCGCAACAGCGGGUCCUCCCUGAGCCUGUACAGACGGAUCGGUCGCUCCACCUCUUAUUCUCCGGUACCCAGCGACUCCCUUGACUUGACUCAGACCUCCGUGGUCAACAAUGAAUUCAAAGUUAUUCGAACUAACGAGAAGGAGCAGCUGCAGGGUCUGAAUGACCGCUUCGCCGUGUUCAUUGAUAAAGUGCGCCACUUGGAGCAGCAGAAUAAGGUGUUGGAGAUGGAGCUGGUGUCACUGCGGCAGAAGCAGGGCGAGCCAUCCCGUGUGGCUCAUCUCUACCAGCAGGAGCUGAUAGAACUGCGCUCGCAGGUGGAUGAGCUGAGCCGGGACAAAAACCGCAUCCUGAUCGAGAGGAACAACAUGGAGGACGAGCUGCAGAAGCUCAGUGUGAAGUAUGAUGAGGAGAUGAGGGUACGGGAGGAAGCUGAGCAGACUUUGAGGUCCUUCCGGAAGGAUGUGGAUGACGCCACAGCCGUUCGCCUGGACCUGGAGCGCCGUGUGGAGUCACUGAUGGAUGAAAUCUCCUUCCUGAGGAAAGUACACGAUGAGGAAAUCCACGAGCUGAGCAGCAUGAUGGAGGAGCAGCAUGUCUCCGUGGAGCUUGAACCCGCCAAACCGGACCUCACCUCGGCUCUGAAGGAGAUCCGCAACCAGUACGAGUCCAUCGCCUCCAAAAACCUGCAGUCUGCCGAGGAGUGGUACAAGAGCAAGUUUGCCAGCCUCAGCGAGCAGGCCGCCAGGACCAACGAGGCCAUGCGGGCUAGCAGGGAGGAGAUCAGUGAGUUCAGGAGGCAGCUGCAAUCCAAGACGAUUGAGAUAGAGUCCCUGAGGAGCGCCAACGAGUCUUUGGAGAGGCAGAUCACAGAGAUGGAGGACGCACACAACGCUGAAGUCACAGCCAUGCAGGACACUAUUGGCCACCUGGAUACUGAGCUGAGGAACAUGAAGGGUGAGAUGGCCCAGCACCUGAGAGAGUAUCAAGACCUGCUCAAUGUCAAGAUGGCCCUGGAUAUAGAGAUAGCUGCCUACAGGAAACUGCUGGAGGGGGAGGAGACUCACUUUAACUCAGGGAUAUCCUUUGGUGCUGCCAGCUACAGCUACCAGCCUCGAGCGUCAGCGUCCAGGAGCAGCCAGAGGGAGAAAGAGGGAGCCACCAAGGAAAGCUUCAAGGAGAGCAGUGAGGAUAAAGAUGAGGCAGACAUCAACUCCAACAACUGAAGGAAGACAGGCAGGGAAAUCUGGAAAGUGGGAAAAGAGAUAUGCCGUAUAUGUAUAGUAAAGUGAGUUCAUAGUCACAUACUGUAUUUGUUAAGUGCAACACUAAGACGUUUUGGAAUUAGAGCUGGGUGAUUAGCAACAUCUUGUAGCUGAAACGUUCUUCUAAUAAAUACAACAUUUGAUGUUUUUCCUGGGACAUUGUUCUCAGCAUAGGCGGCGAUUUAUGUUUUCCUCCGUGGGUGCU
Perca flavescens (yellow perch) is the source of this 1745-nucleotide messenger RNA. RefSeq names its product alpha-internexin. NCBI's taxonomy places the organism in Eukaryota, Metazoa, Chordata, Actinopteri, Perciformes, Percidae. The transcript has 5 exons. Gene Ontology annotation, molecular function: structural constituent of postsynaptic intermediate filament cytoskeleton. Gene Ontology annotation, cellular component: intermediate filament; postsynaptic intermediate filament cytoskeleton; cytoplasm. Gene Ontology annotation, biological process: intermediate filament organization. The record is from RefSeq and is a predicted model, not a curated record. Bases 140 to 1501 code for a protein of 453 amino acids.